This is a messenger RNA of Colossoma macropomum (tambaqui), 2098 nucleotides long. Its product is annotated as lymphocyte expansion molecule-like. The record is from RefSeq and is a predicted model, not a curated record. The coding region runs from base 453 to 1712 and encodes 419 amino acids. NCBI's taxonomy places the organism in Eukaryota, Metazoa, Chordata, Actinopteri, Characiformes, Serrasalmidae. The transcript has 11 exons.
ACAGAUCGGAUGAAACAUACAGCCGCUAUUAGCCAGUGCAGCAGCAGAUGUAGUCGCAUGUUUAACCUGCACAGUGACAAAUCACACAACAACACACCCUGAAGCGCAUUGACAAGGUGGAUGAAGUCACCUUUCACCCAGUAGUGACACAGCUAACCUAGCUAUAGUAGGUAGGAGAAGAUUACUGCAGCAGAACAAACCACUCAGAAGUCACAUUUGGCUCUGUGAGCUGCCUGUGAAAAUACUGGAGUGAGUUGUAGGAGUGGAAACCUGAGAUCAGGGGCUCAGUCAGUGAAAAUGUAGCUAAAGGCUAGCAGCAGGUACAGAACUCUUUGUUGCUAGGAGAUGAUGUAUUAAUUCUUUAUCACGUCAUGUUGUCAUAGACACAACGUUCUCAAAUACACAGGGGGGUCCUGUCCUGUGUGAUCUCUGCAGGCAGGACAAAACCUAAAAUGGCAGAAAAGAAGUUCAAAGGGGCUCCCUUUGGUACACAGUCAGCCAGGUUUGACGUGUCAGGAGUCCAUCCUGCCAGCAAGAGGGUGGGAACAUACACCCAGAUCCCCUACUGCAAGAGAUGGACAAGUGACCUGGAGAGGAACCUCGGGCCUGGCACAUAUAAUCCAGACACUGGCGACUUCAGUGCCCGGGCAGUGCAGGAACGAGCGAAGGGUCCAGGCUGGAAGAGGGCACAAGAGGUGGCCCGUCUGGCUCAGAUGCCUCACCUGCUGUACCGGGAUGCAUGGGAGAACAAACAGUUCCUGAAAACAAAGGUUGGCCCAGGCACAUACAGGAUAGCUAGUUUCAUUGAGGAGCUGGAGAAGAAACCUGGCAGCUUAAGAGGAAUUUGUGAGACCAGAGAGGAGCGCUUCCAAGACUGCCAGAGUUCUACCCCAGGUCCAGGAACUUAUGGUAAGGGCGGGAUCCCUUCAGCAGCACUGGAGGAGAAGGAGAAGAGGUCUGUAGGAACCUGCCCCUCCAUGGACUACAGCGCCAGCCUGCAGCGCUUCCCUACAAACACUGUGCAGGACAGUGGUUUGAGUCCAGGUACUUACAAUCUGAAGAGCUUUACUGACUUGAUCCUGAGUCGCAGAGUCAGUAAGAGAGGCCCCUAUGACCUGUUCACUAGCCGCAGAAACAAACCCGUUGUCUGUGGCUACUUUGCCGUCCCUAAAACAAUGAGUCUGAACCCGGGUGAGUGCACUAAAGAGGUACCCAAGUUUGGAGAGGAGCUGCAGAGACCUGAGAAGAAGAAGCAUGGCGUGUUCAGCCGUCUGCAGCAAUACCCUGCCGUCCCUACUGAGAGAAUCUACCUCUCCAGCCUGCCUCAGUGUCCACGGCCUGCGACAUUUCCUGGUCCAGGCUGGUAUGAUGUCACUCCUGUGACACCAGGGGGCCACUCAAGGAGUGGUACACCAGCGCCCUUCCUCUCUUCCGCCCCCAGGUUCAGCAAGAGGACAGAAACAGUGCUGAAUAAAAACCAUAACAUGGUUGGGCCUGGCCGCUAUACCAUAACAAAGACAGGUCAGAGCAGAAGUGCAAACGGUCACAGAUCGUCGUUCGUGUCUGGCACUCAGCGCUACCUGCACUGCCCUGCGAGAGACAAAUACAGCCAGGAGAGACUCAGGCCCGUCAAUGUUCCUUUGGAUAGGAGAUCCUUCCUGGUGCAACCUGAGGGCCCCUUCAGAGGAGGACAAAUGUGCUCUUCAGCAUAGUUUACACUUACUAGCACCCUCAAACACACAUCCGCACAGUUACUACCUAAACACGUUACUGCCUGAAUUAGUCAUGUUUAUGCUUAAGAAGCCAUUUGUACCUUUUAAAAAUACAUUAAUUUCCAAUGCAUCAUAUAUCAAUGUGUUUUUGUUAUUUGUAUAACUCACUGACCUAAAAAGAUUGCCAGCUUGGAAUUUUAUUCUUCUACAUAUAAUCACCAUAUCUAGAAAAAAAAAACUUUAAAAAGCAAUGAAGAUGCCAUGAGGAAUGAAACACAUCCACAUCCCUGGAACUGGUCCUAGAAACCUGAGGAUGGUACAGUCUGUGAGAACAUUAAGCUUCACAUGCCACAUGAGAAAAUCUGGAGAAAACAAACAGUGAACAA